Molecule: messenger RNA, 2743 nt
Organism: Budorcas taxicolor (takin)
Lineage: Eukaryota; Metazoa; Chordata; Mammalia; Artiodactyla; Bovidae
Gene: SNX18
Product: sorting nexin 18
Exons: 2
Coding region: 2-1882 (626 amino acids)
Biological process (GO): plasma membrane tubulation; endocytosis; mitotic cell cycle
Cellular component (GO): cytoplasmic vesicle; plasma membrane
Molecular function (GO): phosphatidylinositol binding; protein binding
Source: RefSeq, a predicted model, not a curated record
CAUGGCGCUGCGCGCCCGGGCGCUCUACGACUUCAGGUCGGAGAACCCGGGCGAGAUCUCGCUGCGGGAGCACGAGGUGCUGAGCCUGUGCAGCGAACAGGACAUCGAGGGCUGGCUCGAGGGGAUCAACAGCCGCGGAGACCGCGGCCUCUUCCCGGCCUCUUACGUGCAGGUGAUCCGCGCCCCCGAGCCCAGCCCGGCGGGCGACGGCGGCCCGGGCGCCCCGGCCCGCUACGCCAACGUGCCACCCGGCGGCUUCGAGCCCCUGCCUGCCGCGCCGCCCACCUCCUUCAAGCCGCCACCCGACGCCUUCCAGCCGCUGCUGCAACCGCAACAGGCGCCGCCGGCGAGCACCUUCCAGCCGCCGGGCGCGGGCUUCUCGUACGGCGGGAGCGCCCUGCAGCCGUCGCCGCAGCAGCUCUACGGCGGCGGCGGCUACCAGGCCAGCCAGGGUAGCGACGAUGACUGGGACGAUGAGUGGGACGACAGCUCCACCGUGGCUGACGAGCCGGGCGCACUGGGGAGCGGCGCUUACCCAGACCUCGACGGCUCGUCGUCUGGGGGCGUCGGCGCUGCUGGCCGCUACCGCCUGUCCACGCGCUCCGACUUGUCGCUGGGCUCCCGCGGCGGCUCUGCGCCCCCGCAGCACCACCCGUCGGGGGCCAAGAGCUCGGCCACCGUGAGCCGUAACCUCAACCGCUUCUCCACCUUCGUCAAGUCGGGCGGGGAGGCCUUCGUGCUGGGUGAGGCGUCGGGCUUCGUGAAGGAUGGGGACAAGCUGUGCGUGGUGCUGGGCCCCUAUGGCCCCGAGUGGCAGGAGAACCCCUAUCCCUUCCAGUGCACCAUCGACGACCCCACCAAGCAGACCAAGUUCAAGGGCAUGAAGAGCUACAUCUCGUACAAGCUGGUGCCUACGCACACGCAGGUACCGGUGCACCGGCGCUACAAGCACUUCGACUGGCUGUACGCGCGCCUGGCCGAGAAGUUCCCUGUCAUCUCGGUGCCCCACCUGCCCGAGAAGCAGGCCACCGGCCGCUUCGAGGAGGACUUCAUCUCCAAGCGCAGAAAGGGCCUCAUCUGGUGGAUGAACCACAUGGCCAGCCACCCGGUGCUGGCACAGUGCGACGUCUUCCAGCACUUCCUGACCUGCCCCAGCAGCACCGACGAGAAGGCCUGGAAGCAGGGCAAGAGGAAGGCCGAGAAGGAUGAGAUGGUGGGCGCCAACUUCUUCCUGACCCUGAGCACGCCCCCCGCCGCCGCCCUCGACCUGCAGGAGGUGGAGAGCAAGAUCGAAGGCUUCAAGAGCUUCACCAAGAAGAUGGACGACAGCGCGCUGCAGCUCAACCACACAGCCAACGAGUUCGCGCGCAAGCAGGUGACCGGCUUCAAGAAGGAGUACCAGAGGGUGGGGCAGUCCUUCCGCGGCCUCAGCCAGGCCUUUGAGCUGGACCAGCAGGCCUUCUCGGCCGGCCUGAACCAGGCCAUCGCCUUCACCGGAGAUGCCUACGACGCCAUCGGCGAGCUCUUCGCCGAGCAGCCCAGGCAAGACCUGGACCCGGUAAUGGACCUGUUGGCGUUGUAUCAGGGCCACCUGGCCAACUUCCCUGACAUCAUCCACGUCCAGAAAGGAGCUCUUACCAAAGUAAAGGAGAGUAGGCGACACGUGGAAGAAGGGAAGAUGGAAGUCCAGAAGGCUGAUGGCAUUCAGGAUCGCUGUAACACUAUUUCUUUUGCUACUUUGGCUGAAAUUCACCACUUCCAUCAAAUUCGAGUAAGAGACUUUAAAUCACAAAUGCAGCAUUUCUUACAACAACAAAUAAUAUUUUUCCAAAAAGUGACGCAGAAGUUGGAAGAGGCUCUUCACAAAUAUGAUAGUGUUUAAUGACUGGACGUUGGAUUGUGGACUUUUUUUUUCAGUUCAAGGAUAAUUUCUACAGCAGAAUACAAACUGCUAUCAAAGAACUAUUGCCAACUAUCAGCAGUGGCACAAGGAUGGUUUUGUGUUCAACUGAAACUGGGCUGAAUAUAUAAUUAUGUAGGAAAGAAGCAGUUAAUAUGUUUAUAUAACAGAAACAGUACCACACAUUGUAACUAAAUUAUACUCUGUAUGCCUACACUACCAUUGUAACUUUUGGAAUAAUGAGUAUACUAUUUGCCUUAUUGCUUUUUGAAGUAUGGGUAUUUUAGUGCAUACUUUGUAGACCUCAAAACCCAUGAAGGGUCUCAAAGAAGCUGGCUGGUUAAAAGCCUGCUGUGGAUGCCUUUUUACUCUCAUAGAUUGGGAUUACCUAAAUUCAGCCUAUUCUCUGUUUACAAACUCCAACUAGAGCAGCUAUGCGACUUUGUGCCUUUAGACUCUUGGUUUUUCAUUUCUCCACCCCCUACCCCCUUUUUAAAGCAACCACAACUUUUCUGAUGGAAAGAGUGAAAGGCCAGUGCACAUAAUGACAAACUGCUGGGCACCUCCUGUUGGCACUGGGGGCAGGGUGGGAGGAUCAGCUGUCACCAGUUUGCCCAGCGAGUUUUGUCCCCUGAUAGAUGCUGGCGAGCACAGAGGAGGGAGCCUCAAGUUCACCUUCAGAUAGGGUGUCUGUUAGGGAAGAAAAUGGUGCCACUCUGCUCCCUUAGAUGCUGCAGUAGCCUAGUCUCUUCACUCAAGUGUCCUGGAAACUUGACGUGGAGAUUUAAUCAAACAUGUCUUACAACCCGGAAAAGGGGUCUAAUCUGUUGGGGACAUGAGCAC